Molecule: messenger RNA, 3597 nt
Organism: Pecten maximus
Lineage: Eukaryota; Metazoa; Mollusca; Bivalvia; Pectinida; Pectinidae
Exons: 3
Coding region: 1180-2172 (330 amino acids)
Source: RefSeq, a predicted model, not a curated record
AUAUUUUUACUAUUUUAACCAACUUUUUUUAUCAUAAUGAUCUCAAUAUACAAUACGAAUUCUUUUAGCAAUGACCAUUUUUAUCUGAUUUUAAAGUCAUAAAACAAAAUGAUACUCUUUGACCCUAAAUGACCCUAGCUGUCGAUGGGCCGUAAACAAACAAACAAACAAAACAAAAAUAAUGGGACAAAUAGUGUUACAAGAACAGCAGCGAAAAUGUAAUGGUAAUAUAUUUUAGACAUGCUUCAUCAGGGCUUUUCUCUUUCUUUCGGUUUCCAUACGGAUAUCAUGUACUUCUUUGACCAUGUUCUAUCAAUCGUUUUAUGCACAUUUUAUAGUUUGGAGGUAUCAUCUAUGACUGGAGUAGUCAUCAAUGUUAUAUAAUAUAUAUUUAUAUACAAUAAAAUAGGAUGUUCAUCCACAGAACACCACUGUAUGUUUACCUAAAACGAAAGUAGGAUAGGUCAUUUAUCUCUAUUGUUUAUAUGGGCAAGCUAAAAAAAACGUGGUGUUGUGCAAUCGAUCAAUGGUAGCCGAUGAUUGAUGGUCGCUCAUACUUAUUAUAAGAAUCAUUUAUUUAUGGAAAUAAGGAAGACCAUUUUAUUAUUUUUUCUGCAUUACACCUAAAAGAUGAAGUAACUUUGUAGAUUAGUGUUUCAUUAAUCAGAUAACAGGAGUAUCAAUAAGUGUCUUCAGGACAAUUUCUUUUGAUUUUUAUCAUUGCAUAUUGUAAAAUAAAGCAUUUCGAGAUAGGCCUACAUGUUCACGCUCAGUACUGGAUUACACUGCACCAUACAUAAUCUAUAUUCAAGGCCAUGGUGAAGUGUCUGAAAAUCCAGAACGAGUACAAUUUGCUUGUCUGACGUUUUGUUGGAUAUGCAUUGUGCUAGUAAUUAUAUCAAGUAGUUGAAGAAGUGACAUUUACCAGACAAUAAAUGUCACUGUCCUCUGGUCCAGAGUAGUGUCGUAGUUAUAACCAGGUAGUUGCCAAGUGUUUGUAUCUCUUUGCGAGGUCUAACGUCACUGCUAAAGCCGGCGUUAUAUGAGGAGAAUGGUGAAGGAUACAAGAGCAGAAAUCAAGACGAAUAAUAAACGAUCAGACAGGAAGGGUUGGAGUCACAAGGUACACUUAAAGAUGAAAUUACGAAAGGUGAUAUUUGGGAGACAGAUGUGCUUCAGAUGGUCAAUCCUGCAGUAGCUAAUUGUCCGAAAAAGGGUGACAUUUUAGACUGGACAAUGAAAUGUAAAUUCAUGUGCAAAGCAAUAGACAUGACCUCAGCAAGCCCCCAGCGUGUCCAGCUAGCUCCCGCGUGUGGUCCCGCUAAAGGUUAUCUGAUCAAGGAAGUGACACACAUUACAGACAGUAUCCCAUUACUACAGUUUCGACACCGAUGUAUCAAAUCGUUUUUACGUCACAACUGUUCUAGCCAAUAUCCUGUACCCAAUAUCAUACAUUACGUAUGGUAUGGCAUGAGACCCCUGAGGUUUUACCAUUUCCUUAGUGUGUAUAGCGUGUUCAAGGUGCAGAAACCUUGUGUGAUACUCAUACACGGAGAUUUCAUGCCUUCAGGGGAAUACUGGAAUUUUCUGCUAAAAAUUGUGCCUAAUAUUCUAUUCAUACAACAAAUUCCACCAGUGGAGAUCGCAAAUAGGACGAUUAGGCACGUCGAACAUAAGGCUGAUAUAACAAGGCUGAUGGUGCUGAAAGAAUAUGGUGGUAUAUAUAUGGACACGGAUGAAAUACUGCUGCGGACGCUGGAUCCACUAAGGCGACAUAAUUUCACACUAAGUAAAGCUUUCAACUUCAAUCUGAGCAACGGUUUGAUCCUUUCCGCUAGAAACGCCUCCUUUCUUAAUAUUUGGAUCAAAGCCUAUGAUACGUACGACCCAAACAAGUGGGGCUACCAUUCAACAAUUAUGCCAGCAAAACUAUCAAAAAUUUAUCCUGAUUUAAUCCACGUGGAAAACAAAACUUUUGUUCGGCCAGAUGCUGGGCAUACAAAGGAUUUAUUUCAGAACAAUUUUGAUUGGUCGAAAAACUAUGCUAUACAUUUGUUUAUGCGUUAUUACAAGCAGGUGUAUAGUAUGAUUUCAAUCAGGACAUUAAACUGUACUAUGGGUGCAGUGGCUAGGUUUGUCUUGUUUGGUCAUAAAGAACUGUGUAUCGAAUAAUGCUUCCACAUGGCAAAAUGUAUACAAUCAUUUGCUUUUUGUAGCAGCAUUGAAAUCAGUUGAUGGGAUCCAACUAACUCAACCAGAAAUUCUUUUACCAUUUACAUAUACAUACUGUCAAGCUUCUUUAUCUGAAACACUGGUAUUUCAAAGACCCUGAUUAAGUCGAAGAAGAAAUUCAGUUCCGACAACGAAAACUACAAAACCUCAAACGUUUUUUUCGCUAUUCUACUUGACUUCGGGUUAUAGUACGUGUCGGUUUAGUACAAAGUGUAAUUGUUUUGUUUAAUAAAAGUCUAAAUAUGUUUUGUGACCCAACAUUACAAUUGCCUUAAUACAUGAGUAUAUCUGUUACUGGUAUAAGUAGAGGUCUUGCGAAAAUACCUAAUCCGUAUCUGUAGCCUAAUUUGAAGCGUAACAGGUUAUUUAAGUAAUAAGUAAAUAAAUAAACAAAUUAAUUCAUUAAUUAAUAAAGUAUAAGUACAUGUAGGUCAGCAGUACAGUUCUUCAUUGUUAUAAUUUUACAAUUUCCCUUUAUAGUGAUAUGUAUCAUCAUCAGUCGAUAUUUACGUAAGAAUGCACAUCGAGAUGAAUAGUAAAACAUUUGACAGCUUCAACAUGCUUGUAAAAUUUCGAUUGGUGUUUUCGUAUAUACACAGCAGGUGAAUAUCUUGAACUUGUCUCUAUAAAUUGAUGGGAAAGAUCUAUCAGAUUUACUCAGAUAUGUAUACCAAUGAAUUUCAUGGAUGUAACCAUUGUUCGUUGUGGUAAAACCUACGUUAAAAUUGUAUUGACUGACGCACAUAACAAAUACAUUUAUAUACUGUAACUGUAUACACGUCCUAGAUAAGACAAUCUCAAUCAGAAAUAUCUUAGAUGCAGUCUUAUGUAUACAAACACAUAAAAUGCAUUUAAAAGUUAUGCUCGUCUCAAGGCGAAUUACUUUGCACAUUUUCACCAUUUGCAUGCACCAUGGCAGAACAGACCGAUAAUCAAAAGUUUAGUUUUAUGAAAGAGGUAGCGAUCAAUAAAUGGUUAAUUUUGAUUAAUAAUGAGAGAAAUACACAAAUGCUCUAUUAAAAAAGUAUAUUAUUAUAAAAUCCUAAUUACGUAUUUAAUCAGUAUUUAUUUAUUCUAACUACUUGUAGUGAUCAAAAUGAUACAAACAAAAACUUUACAAGUAACAUCUUAAUUAUAAUACAAAUCUCCAAAACCAAUCAGUGCUUUGCAUCAGGUCUGCCUCUGAUUCUUUCUUGACUCGUGUUAGUCCUACGGACCAGGAGUCAUAUAUGAACACACAGUGAAGAUUUUCGUUUUUGACUAGUUGAGUGUCCUUUGAUAAUGUUUCCGAUAGCAAAAAAUAUCAGGAUUAGUUUUGAUUGCAAGUGGUUCGGUGCCUGGUGAAAAAAUAAAAGUUUAGAUGCC